AUGGGGGGAUCUACGCCAAUAAUCAGGGGUCUGCUUAUGACCCUUGCUACAUUCUAUGGAAUCUACACCUUUUUUAGGUAUGGGGUCAUUGCAAUAUGGGCGGGGACGUUCUUUCGUCGGCCGACAGAGAAGGAGAGGUUGGAGCUAUUAUUAGCAAAGGACCGCCUCUGGAACCUCUCUAAGCGAUGGGAUGGUUUCUCCCACCACUUCAUAACUCUCCGCGAUGGCUUCAAGUUCCACUAUGUUGCCAAUGGACCCAUCUCAGAAGACCUAUCAUCACCAAGACCAGGAUCAACACAAACGGAAACAAGGAAACCGCUCGUCGUUUUCGUCCACGGCUUCCCGGAUAGCUGGGCGAUAUGGCGACACAUUCUGCCGUCAUCGUUACUUUGGGAGCACAGCACUGUUGUCGCCGUUGACCUGCCGGGUUAUGGCGGGACCGAUUCGCUGGCAACGUACAGCGCGACGGAGGUAAUGGAACAUCUUGCUGAGUUCCUCAUCGCUAUCAGGAGGAAGUAUGGGAUUGAUUCGGAUGAUGAUUAUGAGGAAGUCAGAGCAGCAGAUGAGAAGCGGCAGGCUGGGAAGGUUAUUUACGUUGGCCACGAUUGGGGAGCUGUGUUGGGCUUUCGCCUUGCGUCAGACGCACCGCAGUUGGCAGAUAGGUUUAUAUUGACGAAUGGUCCAUUGAUCCCUAUGCCCAUGGUACGUUACGUAGGCAAGGGGGGCAACUAUUCGUUUUUAAAAAAAUUGCACGUCCUUGCAGCAGGGAAGGUGAUCGAAUUUACCGUUCGGGAUGCCGAGGAAUCCAUGGCCAGCACACUCGGCCCCGGUGGUGCAGAAUUCAAAACCACCACAGCCGAUGGAGACAAGUAUCCAGCCAGCGUCUGGCGACGCAUCGAGAGAGGUAAUUUCGGCGACAUGGCCUCCUACUACCGCCACGGUGCUGCGGUAGGAACCUGGCACAAGUCGCUGGAGGUAAUUUCGGCCCUAUACGGGCUUGGGGAGCCCCGACGGACUAGCACCGGGAUGGUUAUGCAAGAAGGACCCAUCGGAGCGCUCCACGCAAAUGCGACCAUUUUAUGGGGAGAGCAGGACAUAGCCUUGGACCCCCAUGUGGGGCUGGAAGGGAUUGCGGAUUACCUGGUGCAUGGAAGUCAAGUGGUGAUGUUACCGCGGACAGCGCAUUUUCCGCCGGUAGAGAUUGAAGGGCGUGUGGCUAUUGAGAAGGCGGUUGAGUGGGCUGUUGGUGGUGAAAAGGGCGAUGUCGGCGCAGUGGUUGCUGAGGUGUAUCCUGGCGCGGUUGUGACUGUGAGGAAAUGA
Molecule: messenger RNA, 1320 nt
Organism: Histoplasma mississippiense
Lineage: Eukaryota; Fungi; Ascomycota; Eurotiomycetes; Onygenales; Ajellomycetaceae
Exons: 3
Coding region: 1-1320 (439 amino acids)
Molecular function (GO): hydrolase activity
Source: RefSeq, a predicted model, not a curated record